Anopheles funestus (African malaria mosquito) is the source of this 5003-nucleotide messenger RNA. Its product is annotated as zinc finger CCCH domain-containing protein 13-like. Bases 275 to 4810 code for a protein of 1511 amino acids. The transcript has 2 exons. Lineage: Eukaryota; Metazoa; Arthropoda; Insecta; Diptera; Culicidae. The record is from RefSeq and is a predicted model, not a curated record.
ACCGGAAUCAGUCCAAUCCCGAGCACCCCGGAUAAUCGAGGUUCUAUGGUAUUUGUUUGUGUAGAAUGACCUUAAGCAUUUCGGUAUCGUUUGUGAAUCAAUGUGUAGCCGUGAUCUGACUUUGAAUGACAGCUUGCGGAAAGAGCGCCAAACAAUCGCGAAACAAAACUUGUGACAGCUACACUCGAUGCGCUCACGUAAAUAAACUAGCGCUUUUGUAAAAGCGAUUUUCUACCUACAAACAAGUAUUUUCGGUAAACAAGUGACGAGCAAAAUGUCGGAAGACUUUGAUAUAUACGCUGAUCUAGAACAUAUUGAAAGAGAAGCUAACAAGGAGAGCCAGGAACUUUUGGCAUUAAAAAAACACAUUGCAGAACUUCAACAACAGGUGAAAGCAACAGAACAAGAGAAAACGGAUAUCAUCAGAAGGAAUGAAAUAUUGCUUGAAAAUGUGUCAUCGCUAUUGUUGACUGCCAAAGCUGAGCUUAAGAGAAAGGAUACAAUGAUCAGUGAUCUUAGGAGGCAGUGUGAUAAUAUUGCUUUCGGCCGUAAAAACCACGUUGAUAGAAAUGUUAACUGUGCGAAUAAGUUUACUCAAACGUCGGUAGCACACACACAAAACAUUGAAGGGGCAAUGCCAAUAGAGUGUAACGAUCGUUUGCGAAGCAAAAGUAAAAACAUUGAUGUUACAGACCCGAUCCAGCACCGGGAUCGGGAUCGUGAACGUGAAAGGUUGUGCAAAGAACAAGUGUUCCAAGAUCGAGAACAAAACCACCGUCGUGAUAAAUCGCGCAACAGGGAAAUCGAUAGACACCGUGAUCAGGAACGAAAUCGUGAUCGAUACCGUGACAGUGAUAGGGAGCGUGAUCGAUACCGUGACAGUGAUAGGGAGCGUGAUCGAGAAAGACACAGCGACCGGCAUCGCAAAAGAUCGCAAGAACGCAACCGUCCCAAGGAACAUAAGCGCUAUGAGCGCAUCAGCGACAAAGAAACAUAUGAAGUUAUCCGUAAAAAAGACCUAAAGCACAAUGAUGAUCGUACAAGGAAGGAAGAAAUGUACACACCUGCCCAUAGCAGAGCGAAUGAAGCUGGUGAAUACAAUAAGAAUAAUCCUAUAUGUUCCGAAAAUAAACAAAAGUGCUUGGAGAUUCGCAGCGAAACUAGUAAAGCGAAGAAUAGUCGAUCACAAGAGCUCAAAAAUAACAAGAAGCCUGCCAAAGUGGCGAAUACACAUGCAAAUCAUAUGGCACAAAAAAGCAUAGCUGGUCAGAUGAAAGAGUUUGUUCAGGACACAAUGGAACGGUCGGCCACCAAACCAGCAACCAGUGAAAGCGAUCUUGCAGUAGAUGAAUCGUUUCAAUCAACAGAAUUAUUCGACACUAACAGUAAAGGACAAGGAAUUCAAGUGAUUUCGGAAUUUAGGAACCAAAAUGUCGUCGAUACUAGUACUUCGAUGACGCAACUUAGUAGCAAAUCUAUGGAUAGUGACAUUCAGAAAGAAAGUGAAGCAGUAAGUAAAUCUAGUAAACUGUCUACUAAACAGCAACAAAACAAGGAUUCAAGUACGGCAGCAAACAAAAUAAUUGAAAAAAGCAAGAAAAGCGACAGAGAUGACCAAAAGAAUAUUCCAAAAGCCCAGGACAAUCAAAAAGAGGUUAACGUAAGUAAUCAUCAAUCGCAAAUACCACAAAGUACAGUGGUAACGAUAAGUUUGUCAACAGAUCCAAUUGUAACAGCAUCGAGUACACAUUAUAGACCCUUUUCGGCAGAUGAGCGAUUAAAUACAAACGGUGAGAAGGUAGAAGUAUCGGAAUCUACAGUAACGGAUAGCGAAACAUCAAAUAGUGGAAAGGUAAAUGAUGAAACGAAUUGUAAUAAGGAACAUAAUACAGUUAUUUCCGGUAAGGAAACCGUUAUUGGGCUCAUCGCAAAAGCACCAGCAAGUUUAAUUGAAACCAGCGGCACUAAUGUUGAGUUUAGUUCGGGGGAUACACGUAGGUUUCUCCUAGAGGUAAUUCGCCAUGAGGACACAACGGAAAGUAGUAAGGGACAUCGUUCAGUCGUUGAAGCAAAAAACAUUCAAACUAACGAAUUAGAGAAGAAAAAAUACAAGAGUAAAACAUCAUCAAAAAGAAAAUCGGAACCUGAACUUGAAGUAACGGAAAAUCCUGAACUGAAGGAUUUGAAACAAAAUGAGCUUUGCCAAAAUACGCCAGCAAACGCUACACAACUAGUAACGAUUUCAAAUAGUGAAAAUGAGGUGCAAAUUUCGAACCCUGGCCAAUUGAAUACGUUUCACACAACACGCAGUAUUGAGAACGCGAGCCAUGCAAACGAAACGACAAACAUUCAAGAAUUUAGAAGCUCGGAACCAAACGUGGAUGGCACUUGUAAUGAAAUAGGGAGUGAAACAGAUCAUCAUUUAAUGAGCGGCAAUUUGGAAUCAAACAGUAAGUUGACGUUACUUAACGAUGCGACGAAGAAGUUAGUAUCAGAUGAGUCAACUAUCCCGAAACACUCUCCAGCGACGUCAGUUAUUAGUGAAGCGACAAACGACAAGCAGCAGAUUCAUGAUGCUAUUCCCUCAAAUGAUACUAAUUCGCAUUGCUUUCCCCUGCGUGACAGACGUUCCAAUAGUUGCUAUUCUGAUGUGUUGCAAGUUGGAAAACAUCCACCACAAGCAACAAUGUCAAUUCAAACAUAUUUUAUGAAUUUCAAUGUCCAAGAGGUUGAGAGUGAAGUGAUCUCCUGUAUUGAACAAAGUUUGCCCACACAGUGCGUUGAACCGAUCGAUGAAAGUGGAUCUGCAGUAUUGAGAGAAGCGUCUGAUGUUGUUGAAUUGGAAGAAGCUGAUCAUAUAAAUGAGGUCCAAAAGAAACCUAAAACAUCUACUGCAGAGAUCGUACGUGAGCGGUUACGAAAGAAGAAUAGUGCAACUUUACAGAAAGCAUCGCAUCAUAGCAGUGAAAUACCUAUACCUAUGAUUCCUUUAAAGCGAAGAUUAUCUAUCGAUAGUGCUAACAUAGCGAGCAAACGAUACAAACUAGAAACCGACACACCUUUGGAUGGGAAUAAACUCUCCGUUUCGCCAUCUGGUAAACUUUCGUCGACGUACUUUUCGCAAAUUGCUUUGCCAAUAACUUCUGCACUAGACAGUAUUCCGAGAAAGUUAAAAUCGCCGAAUGUUAAACAAAAAGCUCACAGUAUGCUUAUGACCCCGAUGGUAGUGGUCCAUUCGCCAGCUAAGCCGUCGUCCGACACGGACAAAACUGUGCAAAAUAGUUACUACACUUUGGAUGAUCAAUCAUCGCUGCAGAAUAUCAUGGAUUCGCUGUUACAAACCCCAAUUAAGCAUGAAUCAUCCGAUAAUGUUUCACCUCCGUGCGCAAAUGGUUUGGACGACGAUGAAGACAAUCGAGAAAACAUUGGAACAACAAAUAACGAAAAGUUGAUAAUAUAUUCCACUCCUCUUAGCACUAAACCGUUGUCACGGUUUUCGCGCGAUGAUGACCAGACAAAUGCGUUGUUCCGCAACGCAACUAGUACAGUAGAAGCAAAAAGUACAUUAAAAACGUUUGGCGAUCGCAAAGAGUCAUGCAUUCCUUCAAGGGUAGACUCUGGACGGGAAGGUAAUCCAAAGAAAAUCACAGCUUCGGUACAAGCUGUACGCGAUACUACAUCGAAACAAACAACGCACUUGGUAGACAAAUAUGGUGAAACCUCUAUUGAAUUAUCUGUAAAACAUUCAAAAUCUAGGAAAAGAUGUCAAAGUCCAACGCAUUUGUUAGAUAAUUCUUCAGCAGAUGGUGAUAGUAGCUUUUUAAAUAUAAAUAACAACUGCGAUACAUCAUCGGCUAAAAAAAAGGUCAAGAAAAUGAACGUUGAACGAGAUGUUGGUAAAAGUCCCAAAAACGAUAUUGUCCUCAAACAACAGUCAUGUCAUAUUUCUUCUACUAAUAGCAUCACAACCAAAUUGGCCAACCUAUCAAAAGUAUUUAAAACAGCAGUAGCUGUACCGAAAUCCACACAUUUAAAACAACUAACAGAUGCAACCUCUGCAAACAACAACGAUACAACGAUAGCAAAGGAAGAGAACUACAACCUAGUGGAAACAUUGGGAAGUAAAACAGUAGUGUGCCAGAAACCGACUGUAGAUGUUGUUAAUGCAGUUGAAAAAAUAAGACAAAGAAAAAAUACUCCAAGCUCUAGUAAAUGUACCAAUGAAGAUGAGUUGCGCUUUAACACACCAUUAAUCAACAAUUCUAGCAAUAGAAUUUCUAGCGGAACAUCUGUACAAUUGCUUGCAAAUAUGCAAAUGCCGGCAAGCAAGCGAUCUCGAAAGCAAAAGAAUGAAGACGAAAAUCGUGCUGGGUUAACCGGCAUGCAAUCUAUUGAAAAAGAUGUUGCCCUGGUUAGAAAUGGCACUGAAACAUUAACCAAACACGAAAAAAAGCGAGCAGUGAGAUGCAAUGACACUGAAGUCGGAAAAUUGAAUCCACAGCAUUUGGAAACACAAUCGACUUUACCGAUUAACAGUAUAGACUUGAAGAGGCUAAACGCGCAAACUACAGCGGAACCAUCCGUGCCAGUCCAUAUUGAGUCUAGUACUAGCACUCGUGGUAAGAAAAUAGAAGAAGCCGAACGUUCUCAGUGUGUAGUAAGCAAUGUUACCCUUAACCUAUCACUAGCAGACAACGCGUCAAAUAAUCACAGUAAUCGCAAGCGUGACACUCCGGUACAACACGUUCGAGAAAUGCGAAUAGUUAAAGAAAGUCCCUCCUUAAUGCGAGUUUUUAUAACGAGAAAGUAGCAUUCGUCGACAAUACGGCUAAAUGCCGUAAUAAUUAAUUAUAUCUAACGUAGCAUUCGUUUGUGUUAUAAAAGUUAUUGCGUAAACUGUAUAACAAAAAUAAAGGAUCUAUAGUUUAGCUUUAAGCUAUGUACUGCUGAUACUUUUUUAUAGACUUAUGUUAAACGUUGUAAAACCAAUGUAAUAAAAUAUU